UUAACCAGUUAAAACUGGGAAGCAAUUUCAGUUUGUGGGCUGACUCUAGCAUGAAACUAUUAUAUACUCUGGGUCACGUGGCAUAACAUUUCAUCCAAGCAAGUCUAUUAAUUCUGGCAGCAGUCAGAGAAAGUUUCAGAGCUUCUGGAAUCCGGCAGAUGUACUGUUUCCUUAGGGCUUUGGGAAGCACGGCAUUAUUUGCAGGCUCACGAUCCAGUUUUCUUCCAAAAGCUUUGAUGUUUGCAAUGGAUCAUCCUAACACAACACAAUCCCUGCCGGCUGCGGAGAGCUCUGACUCUCUUGCUUCCCCGUCUAAGAAGAAUGGAGGUAGUGGCAAUGAAUACUUUUAUAUCCUGAUUGUCAUGACCUUCUAUGGAAUCUUUCUAAUGGGAAUCAUGCUAGGCUAUAUGAACUCCAAGAGGAAAGAAAAGAAAUCUAAUUUGCUGCUGCUUUAUAAAGACGAGCAGAGGAAAUGGGGACAAGCUGUUAAGUCUUUGCCAACAGUCUCAGGACUGAGGUCUGUCCAGUUUCCAAUGAUGAUCAGUAUGCUGCAAGACAGCAUGGUACCGGCUUUUUCCUGUACCUUGUGUUCCUUGGAGGGAAACAGUGAAUCUUCCUUGCCAGAUGUUCACCUCACUAUUGAAGAAGAAAUGGCUGCUGAUGAAACAGGAGAAUCGACUGAAGCAGCCCUUCUCAAGGACAGUAGCGAAGGCUCUUCAGAAAGCAUCCAUCAACAUUCCUAGCAUUUCCAGGCUCUGAAGACUCAACAUCUUUUGAAAAAUUAUAAUCAGUUUUGCUUCUGGCAUUGAUCUAUUCAUCAUCAGGAUCGGUCAUUAUUUUGUCGGAAGAUGGAAAGAAAAGUAAUAAGCCCAAAUAUAAUAUGUAACAGAAUGGCUUGGUUACUAAAGACGGAGAAGGAUUUUUUUUCUUUGAAGGAAAUAUUCUGGCUUUCCUUCAGCUUAUUUCUGAAUGUACAAAUGUGAAAGUAGUGGUGAUAUAUAUGUGACUGUUUUAUGAAUAACUAGUGAUUUGAUAACUAAUGCCACAAAUAUUUUACCCUAUUAAAUGUCUCAAUGAGACAUUCCUAGUCUCAAAAUGACUAAACAGCAAUAAUACAGAGCAAAAAUUAAUCUUUGCUCACUCAGUGACUAAGCGGCAGUCCACUUGAACGAUUUCCUAACUUUCAGAUAUGUAUAAUUGUGUAGAAUAAAUAAAUUUAUACAGAUAUCUGAGCAGCAACUGGGAAGGGGGCAUGACAAUGAAAUGGCUUGAAACAACAGCACUUGUAACUCCAAGUAUAUAACAACAAACAAUUACCGCUAUUUUUGUUGUUAUUGUUUAUCCCAAAUAGAACAGCUGUGGAAGUAAAUCCUACAUUAAUGUUAAUUUCUAGAUCAGAAAGCAUUGUAUAAAACUGAUGAUUUAGUUCUAUUAAUCAGCUCAACAUCCUGGUCAUUCUGAAUGAAUCAUGAAUCACAAAAAGACCAGGGGCUAUAAUGCCCAAUUAAGAUAUAACUGGACCAAAAACAGGCCCAGUAUGGCCACUUGGAUGUUCUUGGUCUGUAGCUAUCAUUAUUGCAGCGCUUCAUUAAUUCAUAAUGAGUAUAAAACAUUGAUCUUAAACAUGGUGAGUUUCUGGUUCUGGAUUUCUGGUUUAAAUAAUAUAUUCAUUUUAGAAAGUAUUCAAACCAUAGCUCAGGAAUUUUUAAAUGAUAAUUGUUACAGCAUUUUACAAAAACAUUAGUUAAAACAUUACAUGGGUUUUAAAAAGUUAUACAUGUAACAGUGAUCCCAAAAUGCAUUACUUCCAUCAUGCAUUGCAUUGGACAUCAACAUUGGGCUUAUAAGUAUGAGAACAGAAACACCGCCAAAACUCUGAGUUUUCCAAGUUAAAUAAUGCAGAAAGAUAUGUAUUGCCAUGGGAUACAGUCUGUGAAAACAGAAAGGGAAUAGGCACAAAUGAGGUAAAAGUCCUACUUUCCACUUCUAUUUUAAGGCUUUAGUUCUAAUUCUAAUUUCAGUUCCAACAGAGCUAAACAACUUUAUUGAUCAAAAAAUAUUGUCAUUUUGUCUGUCUGAUGUCAACAAGAUCAUUAUGUUAUAGGAACCUUGUUUGUUUGUAUGCUCAUUGAUGAGUGGCUACAAAUCUCAUUAAAUGCAAUAGAUGUAUUGCUAUUAUCUUUGCUGAUCGUCUUAUGAGAACAAUCUUGGGGUUUCUAUAUUACAAGAAGGACUGUUUUCAAUAUUGUUAUAUGCC
This is a messenger RNA of Thamnophis elegans (Western terrestrial garter snake), 2257 nucleotides long. It is a transcript of the gene KCNE4, whose product is annotated as potassium voltage-gated channel subfamily E regulatory subunit 4. NCBI's taxonomy places the organism in Eukaryota, Metazoa, Chordata, Lepidosauria, Squamata, Natricidae. The record is from RefSeq and is a predicted model, not a curated record. Gene Ontology annotation, cellular component: membrane. Gene Ontology annotation, molecular function: delayed rectifier potassium channel activity; voltage-gated potassium channel activity involved in ventricular cardiac muscle cell action potential repolarization; transmembrane transporter binding. Gene Ontology annotation, biological process: ventricular cardiac muscle cell action potential; regulation of ventricular cardiac muscle cell membrane repolarization; negative regulation of delayed rectifier potassium channel activity. The coding region runs from base 159 to 743 and encodes 194 amino acids. The transcript has 2 exons.